GUACUUGUUAGGCCCGCCGGUCGGCCGAUUUCUGAAAUAAUCCAGAAUACAUUUUGACACUCCUUAAGAGUACCCUUGAUUCCUAUGGUCUCAUCUCCCUCACCUCUUCCCUUUACUUUCCUGUUGUAAUCUAGUCGACGAUGGAGCUCUCGGUCUCCUAUCAGGUAAAGCUGCUCGGAUGUGGAGGCAAACAACAUGUAAGUUGGCAAUAUCCUCCAUGUUUAUUCUUUCCAAGCAAAAAGUCUGCAAAAUUCUUGUGGUGGCAGGGAAGGUAUCUUGGAAUAAGGCAUAGCUGCCAAAAGGUUGCAUCUUAUAGUAAACAAGAUAUUCCUAUUUUGGAAGCAAGGUCUAUUGAAGAGAUAUAUGAUGAUCUAGUUGAACGUGCACUUUCCAUCACGACAACUGUGAAUCAUUUCAAUAAAAAGUACAUCAUUGGUUUGGCUGGCCCUCCUGGUGCUGGCAAGAGCACUUUAGCUGCUGAAGUUGUUCAACGCCUGAACAUCAUUUCAUGCAAUAAAGAUGCAGUUACAGACUUUGCUGUGCGAAAUGAUUCAAUAGCCGCAGUUCUUCCAAUGGAUGGAUUCCAUCUUUAUAGAUCCCAACUGGAUGCUAUGGAGGAUCCAGAGGAAGCACAUGCAAGAAGAGGAGCACCUUGGACAUUCAAUCCAGAUCUCCUCCUGAAAUGCCUUUACUCUUUGAGGAGUAAGGGAUCAGUGUAUGCUCCUUCAUUCGAUCAUGGUGUUGGUGAUCCAGUGGAAAAUGAUAUCUUCAUUGGCCCUCUGCAUAAAAUAGUGAUUGUUGAAGGAAAUUAUUUAUUCCUAGAAGAAGGGGUCUGGAAAGAUAUAUGCUCCAUAUUUGAUGAGAAAUGGUUUAUUGACAUUGAUCUUGAUUCUUCUAUGGAAAGAGUUUUAAAGAGACAUAUUGCUACAGGAAAAGAGCCUGGUGUGGCAAAAUGGAGGGUUGAUUACAAUGACCGCCCAAAUGCAGAACUCAUUAUAAAAUCUAAGCAUAAGGCAGAUCUUAUAAUCAAGUCAGUGAACUUCCAAUGUUGAUGCUGAAAUGAGG
This is a messenger RNA of Dendrobium catenatum, 1065 nucleotides long. RefSeq names its product putative uridine kinase C227.14. The record is from RefSeq and is a predicted model, not a curated record. The coding region runs from base 141 to 1052 and encodes 303 amino acids. NCBI's taxonomy places the organism in Eukaryota, Viridiplantae, Streptophyta, Magnoliopsida, Asparagales, Orchidaceae. The transcript has 12 exons. Gene Ontology annotation, cellular component: cytoplasm. Gene Ontology annotation, molecular function: kinase activity; ATP binding.